Messenger RNA from Vigna unguiculata (cowpea), 860 nucleotides. RefSeq lists its product as uncharacterized. Lineage: Eukaryota; Viridiplantae; Streptophyta; Magnoliopsida; Fabales; Fabaceae. The record is from RefSeq and is a predicted model, not a curated record.
UAAUAUUCAAUUAAAAAUAUCUGUUAACAAAACUCUGUGUCUGCCUGCACCCUUUGUUUUUGACAGUAUUCAUUUCGGUGUUGAUUUGUAGAAGAACGCACAGUGGUAACAGCCAUUACAUGGGUUCGUUGGGUCGGAGGAGCAUGUCCACGGUGGCGAAAGCGGUGGCAGAAAUCACAGGCACCGGCAACACCAAAAUCCGUAAAUCUUCUAGUGAACUCUGCACCUUCCUCGGCAUCCCUCGCCAUUCUCGUUCCGAAAUUGCCCUCAUUCUCUCCAAGUUCAUCAAGCUCUACAAUUUCAGGAGUCCUGGUAUUAAGAAGGACAAGAUGUGGGAGCAGAAUUUGCAAACUUUAUUGCGUGGAAGAAACACUGUUGGUUUUCCUGAGAUUGCUAAGAUACUGUCUCCAGAGUUCAGCCAGGGUGCCAUUAAUGUGAAGGACAAUAACAUGGAUUCUUCAAUGGAUAGUACAAAGGGGAAAGGUUCUCAAAAGAAAGGGAAGCCUUCUAAGAAGUAGGUCUUCCACAUGCUUAUCUUUUUAAGGACCCAACUUUGAUUUUUUUAAGUUGAAAUUUUGUGUUCGCUCAAUCUGCAAUUCUGCGUGAUAAUGACAUGAGUGAGUUUGAGUGGCAACCUGUUGUUGAAACGGGUUUGAUUAUUGUGUUGUUGUCCUUUGAUAUAAUGUGAUUUCUCUCCCUGUUACAUUUUAGCAAGUUCAUAACUUACAUGAUACACUUGUUCUUUGGUUCAAGGAACGGCAAAAUCUGUUUUCAUUUGCACUUUUUAUUUGUGCUGUGUCAGAUGAACAUUUCCGGUAUUAUGCCCAUCAAUGAAUGAAAAAAGAUUGUUAUCCUGUCAA